UUUUUUUUAUAAAGAUAACGUUGCAAAUAUUCCUGUAAUGUGUAAAUAAACGAUAUGAUAUGAUCAACACGGCUUCUACUGCGUUAUUUACUUUUGUAUCGGUUUUCUUCCGUAUAUUCGCACGUUUAACGCGCUAAGUAGGGUGACAGUACAGUUAUGACGUCACAGGAAAUCAAUUGUAAUAGAAAAAAAAUCCAAACGUCUACUACUGGUCAAACAUCCAGCUUUCGGACACCAAUGAAGAGAACACGUCCUCAUGAAUAUGUAACUCUCCUCGCAGUAGUUUUGUAUGUUUGGCAUCAAAUGUGUGCGCUUUUUAUGAAUGAAUAAUGUCGAGUUGCAGGGCAGGGUUGACGGUGGAGUGGGACGUCACUGGGGUUAAAAAACAAAAGCUCGCACCAGAGGUCACGACGCAGAGCGCGGUCACGCGGCCCUCCCACGUUCACCAGUUAUAAGGACACUGACUGUGAUCGUGUUCGUGUGGAAGUGCGGUCUGGCAGAGAGAAGUGUUGAGUGCAGAUGUGCCGGCUUGUUAUCUACAAAACAGAGACAAAAUAAAAGAGAUGGAGAUUUGCCAAGAAGACUUUGGGACACAGGAAGUGCCUGCAGGCUUUGAUUUUGCAUCCUAUGACUUUCCUGGUGAAGACCUGUCUUUUCUGUUAGACAAUAAAUGGCAUAAGCAGCAGCAGCAGCCGCCGCCGCAGCAGCAGCAGCAGCAGCAGCAGCAGUACUCAACAGAGAAUAACUUCCUUCAGCUGACCAAAGCUUCUCAUUUAUACGACAGCAAAGUGUUUAACAGCGACUGUGCCAUACUCAGCCUAGACUCGUACAAGGACUUCAACUGGUGGGGUUCAUAUCCUUGUGAUUCUUCAGUUGGGAGCCAAACGUCUGGGUACGAGGAGUCACCACCGACACCUCAGAAUCUAGCUCCCGGGAGUGGAAUAUUCAGUCCAGACAUGGAUGGUACCCACAGCCCUUUUUUAAAUGUGAAGGCAUUCAACACAACUCAAAUUUCCAACGAUCAGAGCUACUAUGAUUCUGAUGGACUGGGGUCCAUGUCGUCCUUUUAUUCUGAGUAUACAUCUCCAUGCUUUGCUCCCCUACCGCACCAGCCGUCAUCCUCCUGCCCCUCAACCUGCAGUCCUCAAUCUUCAAAGCAGUACUGCCCUCGUGUGGCCAAACGCAAAAACUCAUACCCCCAGAGAUCAGACAAGGCGGGUCAGGUGGCAGGGAUUUCAGCUUAUCCAGGUUCUGGUCCAAUACAGUUGUGGCAGUUCCUCUUGGAACUACUUCUGGACUCUACCUGCAAUAACUUUAUAUCCUGGACAGGCGACGGCUGGGAGUUUAAGAUGUCCGACCCGACGGAGGUGGCAAAGCGCUGGGGACAGUGCAAAAACAAACCCAAGAUGAAUUAUGAGAAGUUGAGUCGUGGUCUGCGCUACUACUACCACAAGAACAUAAUCCACAAGACGGCAGGCAAGCGCUACGUCUACCGCUUUGUCUGUGACAUGCAAAGCAUGCUGGGGAAGACAGCACAGGAGGUCCUCAGUAGCUUGAACAUUUUGCCCAGGGAUAUGGAAUUAUGGCAGUCCCCUGUUUUGCCAUCAGAACACGGCAGUAAAGCCCAGACAUUUCAAUAGAAAUGGUUUAUUUUGCAAAAUAAAAUGUACAUUUUAUAUAAACGUUGUAAAUUACAACAGAGUACUGAUGCUAUAAAGGCGGGAAUUCAACGAGGCAUCAAACAAAUAUUAUUUUCAAACAUCUUAUAGAAAUGUUUUUAAUGUUCAAACUGGUGGUGCUUUGGCCCAGAGGCAAUGUCUCUGUCAUUGGUGUAGAACCCCCAGGGUUCACCUCCUGGGUAAGAUCGAAUCCCGGUUAGGGCGGUUGGUGCCUUCCGGUGGACUCACCCCCCGCAGGAAGGUUCACAAGGGGCUUGUGUAGUGCAAUGUGAUUUUGGGUGGCACUCGUGGAGACUGCUGCCCCUGCAACCCGGUAACAGAUAAGCGGACGAAGAUGGAUCGAUUUUUAAACAUUCAAUAGUUCCUUUGUUUACAUGUAGUUUAUGUUUCUUGGUUGCUGUAUGGGCUUUGUUUUUUUUGUUUGUUUGUUUUUUGUUUUGGUAGCCUGCUAUAAGAGAAUAUGACACUUACAUAGUACCAAUAUCAGGGAAUCACAAAGUGAGGUGCAGGGUGCGCAAGCUGCCACUAGGAGGUGCGCAAGAUAAAAAACAACUGAUGGCAGGAUUUUUUUUCCGUGUAAAUAAACAUUGGCCUCCAAAAUUUAAAACCAAAA
Cynoglossus semilaevis (tongue sole) is the source of this 2292-nucleotide messenger RNA. Its product is annotated as protein c-ets-1-A-like. Bases 564 to 1640 code for a protein of 358 amino acids. The record is from RefSeq and is a predicted model, not a curated record. NCBI's taxonomy places the organism in Eukaryota, Metazoa, Chordata, Actinopteri, Pleuronectiformes, Cynoglossidae. The transcript is spliced from 8 exons. Gene Ontology annotation, biological process: regulation of transcription by RNA polymerase II; cell differentiation. Gene Ontology annotation, cellular component: nucleus. Gene Ontology annotation, molecular function: sequence-specific DNA binding; DNA-binding transcription factor activity, RNA polymerase II-specific.